AUGAGGUCGAUCAUCAUCGCCUCUCUUGUGGCCUUGGCCCUCGCCUCCUCUCCAGCUUUCGAGCGCAAUUUCGAGCCAAAGACUGACUAUCACUACAAACUCGAUGGACUCAUUCUCUCCGGACUCCCAACGGAGUCCUCUGAAUCUGCCCAAUCCCGUAUUUCUGCCCGUGUCCGUAUUCAAUCUGCCGAUGACCGUACCAUUGCCCUCCAACUCAUUAAGAUCCGCAUGGCCGCUUCCCACCUCCCAGAGUCCGAGCAAAUGCCAGCUAUGAACUCCUUGGAGCAACGUGAGCUUUCUGACGAGUACAAGCAAAUGCUUGAGCUCCCAGUUCGUGCCCAACUCAGAAAUGGACUCAUCUCCGAGAUCCAAUUCGACAAGGAAGACGCUGAGUGGUCCAAGAACAUGAAGAGAGCCGUUCUCAACAUGAUCUCCUUCAACCCAGUUGCCCCAAGAAACGAGAUGGAGAGACUUGAGUCUUACGAUGACAAGGAAUCCUCUGAGGAAAACCGCUCUUUCUUCACCAACGAGAAGACCCUCGAGGGAGACUGCCAAGUCGCCUACACCGUCGUCCGUGAGCAGAAGAAGACCAUCAUCACCAAGUCCAUCAACUUCGACAAGUGCACUGAGCGUUCCGAGACCGCCUACGGACUCCGUUUCUCAUCUGAGUGCCCAGAAUGCGAGAAGGACACUGAAGUCAUCCGCCCACAAACCGUCUACACCUACGUUUUGGAGAACGAACAACUUCAAGAGUCCGAGGUCCGCUCCCUCUACACCGUCAACGUCAACGGACAAGAAGUCUUGAAGACCGAGACCCGCUCUAAGCUCGCCCUUGAGGAGAACCACUCCAUCAAGAACCACAUCAAGAAGGUAAACGGAGAGAAGGAAGACAUCAUCUACUCUUCCCGUUGGGAACAACUUGUUGAGGACUUCUACAAGAAUGGAGACAAGGCUGAGUUCUCCCCAUUCGAGAAGUUCCCACUUGACAAGAAGAUCCAAUUGAUCAAGACCAUCACCGAGCAAGUCCAAGAGGUCGAGAAUAACAUGCCAGAGACCGCUCACUUCCUCGCCCGUCUUGUCCGCAUCUUCCGCACCACCUCCACCUCCCAACUCAAGGAGAUCCACGAGACCCUCUACGUCAAGGCUGACAAGAAGAUCCAAUCCAUGAUUGAGCACGCACUUGCCAUCGCUGGAACCAGAAACACCAUCCAACACCUUCUUGUUCACAUCGAGAACGAGGACAUCACUCCACUCGAGGCUGUCAAGCUCCUCAAGUCCAUCCAAGAGACUCCAUUCGCCUCCCAAAGCAUUGCUGAGUCCCUUCUCAAGUUUGCCGAAUCCCGUGUUGCUAAGACCAACCAAAUGGUUCGCCAAUCCGUCUGGCUCGCCACCGGAUCCGUCGUCCGUGGAAUCGUUGACUUCAAGAACAUCCGCCCACUCGUCCGUGAGGAUAAGCGUGAGAUGAAGGAGAAGUUCUUCCGUGUCUUCAUGAAGCAAUUCCAAAACGCUGAGACCACAUACGAGAAGAUCUUGGCCCUCAAGACCAUCGGAAACGCUGGACUCGACAUCUCCGUCAACGAGCUCAACGAGAUCAUUGUUGACAAGCGCCAACCACUCCCAGUCCGCAAGGAAGCCAUCGAUGCCUUCAGACUCCUCAAGGACUCCAUGCCACGCAAGAUCCAAAAGGUUCUCCUCCCAAUCUACAAGAACCGUCAAUUUGAGCCAGAAAUUCGUAUGCUCGCUCUCUGGAGAAUGAUGCACACCCGCCCAGAGGAACCACUCCUCGUCCAAGUCGUCUCUCAAAUGGAGAAGGAGUCUAACCAACAAGUUGCUGCUCUUACCUACCAGAUGAUCCGUCAAUUCGCUCAAUCCACCAACCCAUGCAACCAACGUGUUGCCAACAAGUGCUCUAAGGUUCUCUCCUUCACCAGAUACCAACCACAAGAGCAGAUGAUUGCCUCUGCCUACGCUCAACUUCCACUCUUCGUUGAGAACUCCAACUCUGGAGCUCAAUUCGACUUCGCCGCUGUCUUCGAGAAGAGCUCUGUCUUGCCAAAGGACCUCCAUGCUUCCCUUGACGCCGUCUUCGGAGGAAACUGGAACAAGUACUUUGCCCAAAUCGGAUUUUCCCAACAAUACAUGGACCAAUACCUCUACAAGGCUCUCCAAAAGCUCGAGUCUCUUGAGAAGGAAUCCACCACCGUUGUCCGCGGACGCCGCAUUCAAACCGGAAUCAAGCUUCUCAAGGAGCUCGCCCAAAAGAUGAACAUCCGUGCUCGCCCAACCACCCGUGACGAGAAGGACGCCUUCGCCAUGGUCUACCUUCGCUACAAGGAUAUGGACUACACCAUCCUCCCAAUUGACUCCCAAAUCAUCGAUGACGCUAUUGAGCAAUUCAUCCGCAACGGAAAGAUCGAGUUCAGCGAGAUCCGCCGUAUGCUCAACAAGGACUACGAGUUCGAGGCUCACCACGCUUCUUACUUCUACGAGGUCAUCCGCAAGUUCCCAACCACUCUUGGACUUCCAAUGACCGUCUCCGGAAAGAUCCCAACUGUUGCUUCCGCCGAAGGACAAGUUUCCCUUGAGCUCGAAGGAACCGAACUCCGUUGGACCGUUGAGGCCCGCCCAUCUGUUGCUGCCACCCACGUCUACGAGAUGAGAAUGUUCACUCCACUCUUCGAGCAAGGAGUCAAGACCCUCCAAUCCGUCCGUGCCUACACUCCAAUCAAGAUUCAAGCCGUCGCUGGAUUGAAGAAGAACUUCGAGAUCGUCUACAAGGUUAUCGUCCCAGAGAACCAGAAGUCUAUCGUCUCCGUCUCCACCCGCCCAGUCGUCUUCCUCCGUCACCCAGGAUUCUCCAAGUACGAAUACAUCGAGGCUGAGGAGAGAACCGUCGUUGUCCCACAAUGGCAACAAAAGACCCAAGAAAUCGAGAAGGUUCACAACUUCCUCGGACUUGAGAUCUCCACCCGUGGAAACAUCCUCCGCCAACACACCGUCGAGAACUGGCUCCUCGCUGAGCAAGACUUCGAGGUCUCCGUUGAGAACAAGAACCGCCCAGCUGAAUUCGUUGCCCGUCUUACCGUCUCCCCACUCGAGAAGGCUGAACUCUCCCACAUCAAGGCCAACGAGAUGUUCGAGAAGGAAUUCGAGCUCGAGCAAGAGAAGUCCGAGAACCGUCGUGAGUACUUCUCCAAGAUGGUCAAAAACAUCCAAAAGGAGCAAGGAUACAAGCACACUAUCACCCUCAAGCUUGAAGCUCCACGUGACUACAACAUGAACUCCGAGCUCACCACCGUCUGCGACAAGCAAGUCCGUAUGUGCCAAUGGAACAUGGAUGUUAGCCGCUCUCCAAUCUUCGAGGAGACCAAGGAAUGGACUCUCCGCUCCCAACUUCUCGCCAUCCGCCCAGAGAUGCCAUCUUCCCUCCGUCAACUCCGUGAACAACCACACCGUGAAGUUCAACUUUCCCUCACCUCUACCUGGGGAUCCCAAAAGAAGAACGAGAUCACCAUCAACGCUCAACUCCAACAAUCCAAGGAACAAAAGAAGUACGAGCGCAACAUGGAGCGUCAAUCCAACGGACUCCCAGAGUACGAGCUCUUGAUCAAGGCCGCCCGUCUUAACCAAGUCAACGUUGUUGCUGAGUACAAACUCACCAAGGAAAACGAGCAAGUCGCUGCCCGUUAUUUCGACCUUGUCAAGGCCUACAACUACUGGACCGUCUCCAGCCGCCCAGAGGACAACGAGGAAAACCGCGUCGUCCUUCAAGUCACCGUCGAGCCACUUUCCCGUCAAUACGUUAACGUCACCGUCCAAACCCCAGAACAACGUGUUGAGCUCAAGAACUCCCAAAUCCCACGUGUCCAUCUUCCAUCCAUCGCUCAACGUUCCGGCAAGUACCAACUCACCGAGGCUUCCGGAUCCGAGUGCAAGGUUCAAAAGAACCAAAUCCGUACUUUCGAUGAUGUCCUUUACAAGACCCCACUCACCACCUGCUACUCCCUCAUCGCCAAGGACUGCUCAGAGGAGCCAACUUUCGCCGUUCUCUCCAAGAAGGUCGAGAAGAACUCCGAUGAGAUGAUUGUCAAGGUUGUCCGUGGAGAACAAGAGAUUGUUGCCCAACUCCAAAACGAAGAGAUCCGCGUCAAGGUUGACGGAAAGAAGAUCCAAUCUGAGGACUACUCUGAGUACCAAAUCGAGCAACUUGGAGAAUCCGCCAUCGUCAUUGAGCUCCCAGAAGGAGAGGUUCGCUUUGACGGAUACACCAUCAAGACCCAACUCCCAUCCUACAGCCGUCAAGACCAACUUUGCGGACUUUGCGGAAAUAACGAUGAUGAGUCUACCAACGAGUUCAUGACCGCCGACAACACCGAAACCGAAGACAUGGAGGAGUUCCACCGCUCUUACCUUCUCAAGAACGAGGAGUGCGAGACCGAGGAGGAGCGUCUCACCGAGAAGAAGAACUACAGAAAGUACGAGAGAGACGAGGAGGAAUCCGAUGAGUCCGAUGAGUCUUACGAGAACGAGCCAGAAUACACCAAGAAGAGCCAAAAGUCCGAGAAGAAGAACCAGAUCGUCGAGAAGACCCAAAUCAAGGAAUUCUCCCACCGCAUCUGUUUUUCCAUUGAGCCAGUUGCCGAGUGCCGUCGUGGAUACGAGGCCGAGCAACAACAACAAAGAAAGAUCCGCUUCACCUGCUUGCCACGUCACAACAGAGAUGCCAGCCGUCUCAUGAAGGAGUCUCGUCAGCAACCACUUGAGCUCAACGACUACCCAGUCACCUUCGUCGAGGCCGUCAAGGUCCCAACCGCCUGCGUCGCUUAUUGA
Molecule: messenger RNA, 4830 nt
Organism: Caenorhabditis remanei
Lineage: Eukaryota; Metazoa; Nematoda; Chromadorea; Rhabditida; Rhabditidae
Exons: 5
Coding region: 1-4830 (1609 amino acids)
Biological process (GO): lipid transport
Molecular function (GO): lipid carrier activity
Source: RefSeq, a predicted model, not a curated record